GCAGUCGUCGUGAGAAAAUCGCUGCGGGAGUUGUGCGUUGAAAAAGUCAAUUGAAACGCCAUUUGAAAAAGAAAAGAAAAGGUGGCUCCUGGAAGUUAGAAGGCAAAUAAACAAAUAAAAAAAUUAAAUUACAUUUGCAGUUGCCGUGCCUCAAAUUUCCAAUAGGGCUAACACACAAGCUGAAAACUUCCAACGCCAACGCAAAAAAGUGCAACUGCGACGACGACGUCAGCAGCGACGUCGGCGUCGACAAAAUGUAUACAACUGUGUUGCAACGGCAGCGCCUGUGAACCCGAACAAUUGUUACCAGAGCGACAGGCUGUAAAUGCAUAAGACGAACAAGUGGGUAGAGGGGCAGUAGCUAAACGAGGUCCAGUCGAAAAUUGAAUAAAAAGCUCCAGUAUGAGCUAUGUGAGAGGCGGCCCGGCUGCUAGCCUGAAUUUGGAUCAUGCGCUCAGCUGUCGGGAGUUUGAGCAUUUGCGAAGCAACCUAGAGGCUGGCAUCUUCAGGCAGCGCCUGCAUGCCGCAGAGAAUCUAUACCAGCGCAAUCUCGCGGGGCACUAUGGUUGUGUCAAUGCCCUGGAGUUUAACCAUGGUGGAGAGUACCUGGCAUCGGGUGGAGACGACAAGCGGGUUCUGCUCUGGCAUGUAGAUCAGACGCUGGCAAACGUGGGCCAGGACAACCCAAGCGUUAUGUAUGGGGAGCAUGCAAGCAACAUUUUUUGCCUAGGCUUUGACACAGACAACAAGUAUUUGUUCUCCGGCGGCAAUGAUGACCUGGUCAUUCAGCACGACCUGGGCACCGGCAAGAAUCUUAAUUACUUUUCACAUGACGGACCCGUCUAUGGCCUAAGUGUGGACCGCACCAGCACCAAUAUGUUUAGUGUGGCCACGGAGCAUGGAGAAAUCCUUGUCUAUGAUCUGCGCGUGGGCAAGAAUGAACCAUUGGCCAUAGCCAAGUUUCGCACGCCAUUUAAUGCAGUCGAGUUUCAUCCACUAAACGGCAACUUUUUGGCCACAGCCAAUGCCAAACGUGGUGCACAGAUGUGGGAUCUGCGACAUCAUACACAGGCACUUUGCCAGUAUAACUACAUAACUGAAUCCCCCAGCUGCAUGAGUGUGCGCUUUAACUGCAAUGGUAGCCUUUUGCUCACCCUACACCGCCGCUUGCCGCCCAUUCUGUACAAUCCGAGCUCGUCCGACCCGUUGUGCUCGUUUUACCACGAUGAAUACUUCAAUUCGUGCACCAUGAAGAGCUGCACCUUUGCUGGCCCGCAGGACGAGUUGGUGGUUUCCGGCUCGGAUAACUUUAAUAUGUUCAUCUGGCGGCUGGACGGAAUCGACCUGGAGGAAAAGAAUCAAUGGAUUGAUACGACACCUGUCAUCCUGACCGGCCAUCGAUCUAUUGUUAACCAGGUGCGCUACAAUCGCCAGCGUUGCCUGCUGGCUUCGUCGGGUGUGGAAAAGAUUAUCAAGUUCUGGAGCCCAUUUGCACAGCAUGGCUGGGAGGGUGCACUGAUUGAACCAUCCGAUACGCCCUAUUGCACACGGAUGCUUCAUCGCAACGCCACCGAUCAAGUAUCGCAAGACUUUAGCUCGCGCAAUAUGGACGAGGACCAGGUGAUGCUGGCCUUUUUUGAUACGCUGGUGCAACGUGAACUGGAGAACUGGAACAGCAACAGCAGCAGUGGCAACGGCAACGACAAUGAUCAAGAGACCACCAGCGGCAGCGACAGCAGCUCGGGCUCGUCCACGGAACGCAGCGAGAGCAGCACUCAGUCGGAGGAACAGAGCGAAGUGGACACACCCAAUGUCAGCGAGCUCAGCUGGCAGACGCAUCCAAAUCGCAUCUUCUAUUUGGUGGCAAAAAAGCGGCGAGCACUGCUGCAGCUGGCGGUCAAGGGCACUGGGGGCCAGCACCGCAAUGUGGAGCAGCUGCUGGCUCGGCUGCUGGGCGAGCAGCGGCAGGCAGCCACACAAGCGCGCAUCAGUGAAUGGCUGGAGGAAACGCACCGGCUGUUCGGUGAUGACGAGCUACCCACCACAUCGGCAGAGGCGGCUGCUCGGGAACGUAGUCGUCGGGAUAUCAUUUCCCAGCCAGCCAUCCGGAGUCCUCGCAAGCCGCCCGAGUUGCGCAUGAAUUUGAAUUUCUCCGUAGUUGGCUCCCUGCAGGCCAGUUUCGAGCAGCUGGAGCGCAAGCGUAAGCUAAUGCGGCUGCGUUUCGCAGCCAUCAAGCGAAGACGCAAUGUGAGACGUCCACGCCGAGGUCGGCAGGAGACUGACAGCGCCAUGUCCUAUGAUACCGAAUGGCUGGAUGAUGAUGACGAUAAUGAGCCGGAAGUUAAUCAAGAGAACACUGUCGAGGAGAACAACAGCAACAGCAACAGCACUCCCGAUGAUGAUACAUCCAACACAUCAAUGGAGGCACAACUGUCGCAGGCGCCGAGCACCUCAAACUCUGAGAAUAACAACAAAAGGCGCAAUGGUAUCCAUUCGGAGCCAACUACAUCGACGGUCGCAACCCAAACAAAUUUUUAAAUACAUUCAAGAAGAGGU
This is a messenger RNA of Drosophila novamexicana, 2556 nucleotides long. Its product is annotated as DDB1- and CUL4-associated factor 5. Bases 403 to 2538 code for a protein of 711 amino acids. NCBI's taxonomy places the organism in Eukaryota, Metazoa, Arthropoda, Insecta, Diptera, Drosophilidae. Gene Ontology annotation, molecular function: protein binding. Gene Ontology annotation, biological process: negative regulation of fatty acid biosynthetic process. The record is from RefSeq and is a predicted model, not a curated record. The transcript has 7 exons. Gene Ontology annotation, cellular component: cytoplasm; Cul4-RING E3 ubiquitin ligase complex.